This is a messenger RNA of Pieris brassicae (large cabbage white), 2415 nucleotides long. It is a transcript of the gene BmMET2, whose product is annotated as aryl hydrocarbon receptor nuclear translocator-like protein 1. Gene Ontology annotation, cellular component: nucleus; transcription regulator complex; aryl hydrocarbon receptor complex. The transcript has 10 exons. Bases 67 to 1806 code for a protein of 579 amino acids. Gene Ontology annotation, biological process: regulation of transcription by RNA polymerase II. Gene Ontology annotation, molecular function: DNA-binding transcription factor activity, RNA polymerase II-specific; RNA polymerase II cis-regulatory region sequence-specific DNA binding; protein dimerization activity. Lineage: Eukaryota; Metazoa; Arthropoda; Insecta; Lepidoptera; Pieridae. The record is from RefSeq and is a predicted model, not a curated record.
GUCUAGCUGCUAACAUCAGUGCGCGCACGUUGCGACCGCUGAUGCACGCUUGCAACGCAUUCUAAAAUGGCGGAUUGGUCGCAUUUUGACCGCGAAAUCGGGUGUUUUGAAUUCCCAUACGUAAACCAAAUUGCAACUACAUCACAGGAGUAUCCAUCGCGAAAUUUCACCGUGCUCCUCACGCCGCCAGGGAAACCUUCAGACUGUUAUGGAAGGGGAGAUAGUCCUCGUGAACUCCGGAAUAAGGCAGAAAAGCAAAGAAGAGAUAAGAUGAACAAAUCAAUUUCACAUUUGGCAAGUUUGGUACCACCAGUGGCGAUCCCUGCUCGAAAAAUUGACAAGACUAGCGUAUUGCGACUUACUGCACAUUACUUACGCUCACAUCAAUAUGUCUUUGGAGACAGUUUAGACAGGGCGAGAAACCGUAAGGAAUUCAGCUGUGAUUUCACAAAAACUCUACUAAAAACGUUAAAAGGAUUUCUCAUAACGGUCACCUAUAAAGGGCUCUUUGUGGUCAUAUCUCCAAAUGUAGAGGAAUACUUGGGUUACUCCGAGUUAGACUUGCUUGGUCACAGCAUAUAUAAUUACGUACACGAAAGUGACCAGGCUGUAUUGAGGGAGCAAUUGACACCACCAAUUUAUAUGUUGGGUUCAAAUGGCCAAUUACUGAUACCCGACGAUCCAGAUGGAAAGAAGAAGAUCACUGACGAACUCGUCAAUGAAAAACGGAGUUUUAUUGUUCGGUUUAAGAGACUUAAUCAGCAAAAAUCAGGACAAAUACAUUUCUUGUCGUGCCAUAUAGAAGGAACCUUCAGAAAAGCAGAUAGGGCCUGCCCGAAUUACAAUAAACACUGUCACAUUGUUCGCCGAGCAAGAUAUAGAGGUGAAAAGCCAACUUCGAGUGGAAAUGACAUUGUUUUUAUUGGGAUCGCCCGACCGGCAACAGAGACAUUUAUGACUGAGAGAUUCCUGGAGUCUUUUAAAAUGGAAUAUCGCACCCGUCACUCAAUAGAUGGACAAAUCAUUCAAUGUGAGCAACGCAUAGCCUUAGUAACGGGGUACAUGACACACGAAGUUAGUGGAGUGAAUGCGAUGAACUUUAUGCACCGAGACGACGUGCGAUGGGUCAUAAUCGCCCUACGUGAAAUGUACGAUGAAAAUCGGCUCUAUGGGGAGUCUUGUUACCGACUGAUGACCAAAAACGGACAAUUUAUUUAUAUGCGAACCCGGGGACAUUUGGACGUUGACAAAAAUACGAAUGCCGUCACCAGCUUCGUCUGUACUAAUACGGUAGUUAACGAACGGGAAGGCAAAGAAUUAAUCCGUUUGAUGAAGAAGAAGUUUAUGCUACUCGUGAACAAUGGGGACACUAAGGAAUUAGAUGACAUCAAUGUUUCAGAGGAAAAUUGUUCAAGCCUACCCGUCGAAGAUCCCGAACAACUGCAAGAAGUAAUUCUUCAUUUAGUUACCAAUUUGCCCUCCAAAGAUAAUACGGACAAUGUACUAGAUACACCCAAUGAUAUCAACUAUACUCGCUUAUCAAUAAUACCACCACAGAGGGAUAGGAUCCUUAACGCUAUUCUAAGGAGCAGUUUUGUUAUAGGAAACGUCAACCAUGUGUCCGAUGCCAUAUCUGAAGCUGGCUGCAGUGGUAAUUCCCAAAUAACAUAUAACAACCACGAUGAAUACACCGAACCUAGUAAUUAUGAUGACAUAUCUGAUGAAAGCCUUAUGGAAGUCUUGAAAUUGGAUCCCAAUGAUCAACUAAAAAUUACGGAGAUUGGAUUUGGGAGGCUCAGGUGCUAAGAGAAAUCGCCGUCCAUGUACAUGCACAGUGCCAGAAGGCGAAAGCGUUACAUCACGUUUAAGAAUUCGUACUUAAAAAAAGAAAUACUUCAAGGAGGCUGCAUAAAAAUCAUAUGCCUUGUUUGUGUGGACGGGCUGUUAUCGAGCGGGAAAAGCUAUUUACCUUAAAAAUAACUGCCUAUUUUUAUAUACAAUAGCCGUAUAAAACUUACAAUAUAUAUUCAAGUAUGCAUUUACAGCUAUAUAUUGGUAUAAUGAGCCAGCUUGCCAUAUCCUAAAUGCUAAGUUAUAUUAUGUAUUUAUUAGCUAAUGUCGCUUGCUUGUGCUAUCGCUCUGCGAGUUAAAUAUGCGCUAAAAUGUUUUUCUAUUGGCUUUGCUCUUCUAACAUCUUCGGCAAUUUAAACAGCCUUCGUCAAGAUUCUAAAUAAUAGUCCAUUCUUUCAUUUGGUCAAUAUAUUAACUCCACUUCAAUACUAUGGACAACACCUUUCUUAGUACACUCCCCGAAAGAUGUCGCUCCACACCAUACUAAGUAGGGCUAUAACAAUAACAAGAAACACUUUUACACUUACACUUAAAGCCAUUGAUAUCAUUAUUUAAGUACUAAUU